Messenger RNA from Thermothielavioides terrestris NRRL 8126, 2781 nucleotides. RefSeq names its product glycosyltransferase family 4 protein. The record is from RefSeq and is a predicted model, not a curated record. The transcript has 6 exons. Lineage: Eukaryota; Fungi; Ascomycota; Sordariomycetes; Sordariales; Chaetomiaceae. The coding region runs from base 596 to 2479 and encodes 627 amino acids. Gene Ontology annotation, molecular function: glycosyltransferase activity.
CAGCUUCUGCCACUCGUGCUCUCGCACCUACUCCCCGCCUGCUUGAGCGCGACCACGUCCGGCCUCCUGCCAGCGGCGAACCAUCACCGACUUCCAGCGGCUACGAUUCCUCGACCGACCCAUCCCGGCGCCGCCACCACCAUCACAAGAGCAUCCGACCCUUCAUUCGCGCAAUCAUGGCGUUCGAGAAGAGCCGCAAGUUCUCGACGGGCACUUCGGUGCACCGUAAGCGCCAGAUGAGCACGCUGGUUGAGAAGGAGGGCCACUUCGGUCCUGCUCUCACGGUAAGUUGUUUCCCUCUGCUUCCCUCUGCAGUUUGCACUCCGAGCUUUCGCCACCAGCAAACCGCUACUUCUCCGUCGAUUGGGCCCCAAUUCAUGUUUUCUGCCGAAGGCGACGACCGGUUUGCGGGGAUGGCAGCCAAGCGCAACUUUCGUUGCUGAAGCAUGCCAUGUUCCCCUGAGCGAGCUGGACGCUCUUUUUGGGCAUUUCGGCUGUCUUCUCCGACGAUCACACCGCUGUCGUGGCCCUGGCCAUCCACGACACGGUCUACUUGGUCGAUUUCUCGGUCAAGCACAUCGUGCUCGACGAUGCCAUGAAGAUGGGCGCCGAUCUCAUCGCGGACUACGUGAUCUCCGAGGUCGAGAAGUACGAGCACGAGAAUUUCUCCAAGUUCAUUGGCGCCGGUCUGCCCACGACCCUGAAGUACAUGAGCCCUUCGCUGUGCUCCCGUCUGUGGCUGGAGCUGGACAUCGUGCCUAUUGUGAUGCGGCCCGAUGACGAGCACAAGGAGAAGUCGUUCUGGGAUGUUAAGCGCGUCGAUGAACAGGCCGACUCUAUGGCACGGAAGUGCAUUAUGAACUUUGGCCCUUCCCUUGUCCCUCUCCUUCAGGUCGGCUGGCGCGGCAUUGUCCAGACAGACGCCGGAUUCCGCGCCCAUUUGACGACGGUUCAGAACCACAAGGACACCUGCAGCACUGCCACAUGGGAGACCAUGUUGACCUACGCCAAGAAGCUCCGGGCCAACAAGACCAAGAUCGCCUUCUUCAGCUCUACGCCCCAGGGUGGCGGCGUUGCCCUCAUGCGCCACGCAUUGGUGCGCUUUGCGCGUCUUAUGGGCGUCGACUUGACCUGGUACGUGCCGAAGCCUCGACCUGGCGUGUUCCGUAUCACCAAAAACAUCCACAACAUUCUUCAGGGUGUUAGUCACCCGGACCAGCGCGUCUCGGCCGAGGAGAAACAGGCCAUCAUUGACUGGAUCACCGACAAUGCGAACCGGUACUGGUUCUCUGAGGGCGGUCCGCUGCGCGCCCCCGAGGAAGGCGGCGCCGAUGUCGUGAUUAUUGAUGACCCGCAAAUGCCGGGACUCAUCCCACUUAUCAAGAAGACGACGCCGGACCGCCCGGUUCUGUACCGGUCCCACAUCCAGAUUCGGAGCGACCUGGUCGCCAAGGCCGGCUCGCCUCAGGCCGACAUCUGGGAAUUCCUGUGGAGCAACAUCCAAGGGUGUGACAUGUUCAUCAGCCACCCGAUUCCCAUCUUUGUCCCCCACACCGUCCCCCGCGAGAAGGUUGUCUACCUCCCUGCCACGACGGACUGGCUCGACGGCCUCAACAAGCAUCUCAACAAGUGGGACUCUGGGUACUAUGGCCACAUCUACAAUGUCGCCUGCCACUCUCAGCGCAUGACUGAGCUUAACUGGCCAGCGCGCAAGUACAUCAUCCAGGUGGCCCGCUUCGAUCCCUCCAAGGGCAUCCCCACUGUAAUCGACUCCUACGCCGAGUUCCGCCGGCGGUGUGAGAAGGAGGGCCUCACCGAUGUCCCGCAGUUGGUCAUCUGCGGCAAUGGCUCCGUCGACGACCCCGAUGCCAGCCUGAUCUACGACCAGACCAUGGCCCAGCUCGAGACGUACUACCCCGAUCUUAUCAAGGAUGUCAGCGUCAUGCGCCUCGACCCCAACGAUCAGCUGAUCAACACCCUGCUGGCUAAUGCCCACGUGGUGCUGCAGUUGUCGACCCGCGAGGGCUUCGAGGUCAAGGUUUCGGAGGCUCUGCAUGCCGGCCGCCCUGUCAUCGUCACCAACACGGGCGGCAUCCCGCUGCAGGUCAAGGACAAGGUCAACGGCUUCCUCGUGAACCCGGGCGACUGGAAGGCCGUGGCCGGCCACUUGAUGGAGCUCUUCACCAACGAUGAGCUCUGGAAGAAGAUGAGCCGAGCCGCCAGCACAGGCGUGUCCGACGAAGUCGGCACCGUCGGCAAUGCCCUCUCCUGGUUCUACCUCGCGUCCAAGUGGCACGAGGUCGGCGUCGAGAAGCACGGCAAGGGCGGCCUCAAGGGCUCCGAGAAGUGGGUCAACGACAUGGCCCGUGAGGAGGCAGGCUUCCCCUAUUCCGAAGGCGAGAACCGCCUGCCGAGACACUUCACUCAGUCCAAGGAGGUGCCGGUCCACCCGAAGCCUGCUGAUGGCGAUUCUGCUUAAACCGGCGAGAAUAUUGGUUUGGGAUCUGGAUGCCGUGAUCUUCUGCAAGCACGACCAAGAUACCAUGGGAUAUCCUACCGGGUCUUUUAUAUGCUGCUUUCCUCGCGUUGCCUUGGAAAAAUUUUCCGCAUCUGUGUUCUUGAAAAGAAAACGGCGUAGGUUGGAGAGAGGGGUAAGCAAGGCCGUUGAUCUCGCUUCAACAAUGCGCGAUAGAGGCAAACGGAGACUUUACAUGGGGUUACGCAAGACGGUGGUUUGAGAGGUACCUACCUUGAGUUAGACAGCCAGAAAAGACAGACAGA